Molecule: messenger RNA, 1243 nt
Organism: Anopheles bellator
Lineage: Eukaryota; Metazoa; Arthropoda; Insecta; Diptera; Culicidae
Product: zinc finger protein 239-like
Exons: 1
Coding region: 91-1140 (349 amino acids)
Biological process (GO): regulation of transcription by RNA polymerase II
Cellular component (GO): nucleus
Molecular function (GO): RNA polymerase II cis-regulatory region sequence-specific DNA binding; DNA-binding transcription activator activity, RNA polymerase II-specific
Source: RefSeq, a predicted model, not a curated record
UCCCUCGACCGGCCCACACGCGAUUAAUAUCGCGCCACACGCGAAAAGGAACCAGUUUAGUGUAGACCGCCAAAACGGUCGCGGUGUCCGAUGUUCGCCGUACCGCCUACCUUCGAUGUUGAAGAUGAUGUUUGCAUGCUGCCACUGAUCGGCGUGCACGAUAGCGUUAUCGCGAAAGAGGUCACCUUUGAGGGUGAGUACUUGCCGCCACCGGAGCUACCGUACGCGGACUUUGCGCUGCUCGACCUGCCGGAAAACCGGACACUCCCACAAAGGACACCGUUACGCAACGCCUGCCCGAAGCAACCGGAAGUCCUCGGAAAACACCGCGCCAAUCCGGCGGCACUCCGUUGCGAACAUUGCGCGCUUCGUUUCCAGUGCAGAUCGCACUUGACCCGCCACCAAUCGGUGCACCAUCGAAAGGAACUGCGUACGUCUUUUGAGCAGCGAUUAAGAGACGUUAAUCAGCAUUCGAAAAGAUCCGUGUGCGACAUAUGCCUAACGACAUUUCACGGUCCGGUCACCCUCGAAUGGCACCGAAAGUUUCAUCUGGAGGAACAAGAACCGAUCGAAGCGGUCGACGCGUAUACUUGUGAUGUUUGCCGUAAACGCUGUACCAGCUCCAGCCAUUUGCAUCUCCACCGGAAGGUUCACUUGGAGCAGAAACCCUACGCCUGUGGCCACUGCGAGCGAAGAUUCUCGUCUUCCGGCAACCGUCAGAAGCACGUGACGCGGGUUCAUACGCACGAACGAAAGUAUCGCUGUGGGGUGUGCGAAAAGGCGUUCAUCUAUCCACGCCAGCUGAAGCUGCACGGACAGCGGGAGCACCGAUCGUGUGGCCAGUCCGUGGGUGUGACAGUAACGUGUGAAGAACAACGCACUUUUGAAUGCUCGCAGUGCGCGAAGCGGUUCAAGCAAGCAACGCACCUACGGAAUCAUCUCCUGACGCACACCGGGAUUCGAGCUUACGGGUGUGAGUUUUGUCCGAAACGAUUUGCUAUGGCCGGCGAUCUACGGAUACAUCGGCGGAUUCACACGAAGGAAAAACCGUUCCGCUGUGACCGGUGCCCGGCUGCGUUCAUCAUGGGCAAACAGUUAAACAAACACCGGGCAGUGGUACACGGAACGGCGAAGACUUAAAGCCACACGAUAGAACCUCCACCGGACAAUAAGCGCAUCAUAGUGUCAAUUCCGGGUUUUAUGGCAUUUAACGCUACGCGCAAAAUUAGCAAUAAAUACUACA